AUGGGGCUGCGCUGCUGCCGCGGCCAUUUCUGGGGCUGGGGGGGUUAUGGGGUUUCUAUGGGGCAGAGCUGGGGGGCUUCUAUGGGUUUCUAUGGGGUUUCUAUGGGGUUCCAAUGGGGUUUCUAUGGGGCAGAGCUGUGGGGUUGCUAUGGGGUUUCUAUGGGGUUUCUAUGGGGCAGAGCUGUGGGGUUACUGUGGGGUUCCUAUGGGGUUCCUAUGGGGUUUCUGUGGGGCAGAGCUGGGGGGCUUCUAUGGGGUUUCUAUGGGGUUUCUAUGGGGCAGAGCUGUGGGGUUGCUAUGGGGUUUUAUGGGGCAGAGCUGUGGGGUUUCUAUGGGGUUCCUAUGGGGUUUCUAUGGGGCAGAGCUAUAGGGAAGGACUAUGGGAUUUCCUAUGGGAUUUCCUAUAGGAUUUCCUAUGGGGAGUUUUCAAUGGGAUUUUCUAUGGGGUUUCUAUGGGGCAGAGACCAUCUAGGAGCUCGCUAUAGGGCAGGUCUAUGGGGUUUUUUUAUGGGGUUUUCUAUGGGGCAGAGCUCUGGGACUCUGCUAUGGGGCAGAGCUGUGGGGUUUCUAUGGGGUUUUCUAUGGGGCCAAGCUCUGGGAUUUUCUGUAGGGUUUUUUCUGGGGUUUUCUAUGGGGCCGAGCUCUGGGAUUUUCUAUGGGGGGUUUCUAUGGGGCAGAACUUUGGGACCCUGCUGUAGGGCGGAGCUAUGGGGCAGAGCUAUGGGGUUUUCUAUGGGGCAGAGCUAUGGGGUUUUCUGUGGUGUUUUCUAUGAGGUUUCUCUGGGAUUUCUAUGCUAUGGGGCAGAACUAUGGAGCUAUGGGGUUUUCUAUGGGGCAGAGCUCUGA
This is a messenger RNA of Zonotrichia leucophrys gambelii, 846 nucleotides long. RefSeq lists its product as uncharacterized. NCBI's taxonomy places the organism in Eukaryota, Metazoa, Chordata, Aves, Passeriformes, Passerellidae. The record is from RefSeq and is a predicted model, not a curated record.